AUGCAGGACAGCAGGAGAGUCAGAGUGGUGGGGAAAGACACCUCGCCCCAACGACUCAUCCCCACCACUGCUCCAGGCCCUUCCCCACCAUCAACCUUCAACCCUACAUGCGCGAGACAGCAAGUGGUUCCAGUCUCCAUUAACGGAAGACUUAUGUGGACGAUUUCUAACUUCAACGCAAGGUUGGAGGAAUCAAAGGAGAACAAGUCACAGAUUGAAAGUCCAUGUUUCUACACAAGUGAUUGUGGCUAUAAGCUGCAGUUGAGAGCGUACCUGAACGGUGUUGGUCAGUGGGAAGGGAGACACAUGAUUGUGUCACUACACGUCCUAUCAUCCCAAUGGGACAACAGACUCGCCUGGCCUUGCAGAAUGAAGGUGAUCCUCUGUCUACGGGACCAGGAGCAAAUAAACAGGAAGGCUAAGGACAUAAUGAAGAGUUUUACGAGCAGUCCAGCGCAGAAGGGUUUUGAGAACCCUUGUUUGCAGAUGUUCAUCCCCCAUAGAACUCUCUAUACCCGUAGCUACCUCAAGACUGACGUUGUCAUCAUAGAUGUCAAGACAUUACCUAUCUAG
Macrosteles quadrilineatus (aster leafhopper) is the source of this 573-nucleotide messenger RNA. RefSeq names its product TNF receptor-associated factor 4-like. Gene Ontology annotation, molecular function: protein binding. The transcript has 2 exons. NCBI's taxonomy places the organism in Eukaryota, Metazoa, Arthropoda, Insecta, Hemiptera, Cicadellidae. The record is from RefSeq and is a predicted model, not a curated record. Bases 1 to 573 code for a protein of 190 amino acids.